This is a messenger RNA of Penicillium brasilianum, 927 nucleotides long. Lineage: Eukaryota; Fungi; Ascomycota; Eurotiomycetes; Eurotiales; Aspergillaceae. The record is from the annotation of a GenBank genome assembly.
AUGUCGACCCCCCAACUGUUGAUUGAACCCCAACUCGCCAACCAAUGCGAGGAUGCAGAGGCGCUCCACAUCUGGCGCCAAGGCCAAGUGUGCGCCCAGCUUUACCCGGACCAAGACAUCGUGUUUCGGCCAGUCCCCAACGGAGGAGUUGCCAUCCGAACAUUGCCCGCUUUGACCGGUAAACUUAAUCGGGCCGUGGGCUGUGGGAAGGAUGGCGAGCUUGGCAACAGCACUCUGAUGGGGCUGGAGUCCCUCUUUUCCACCAUCGGACUGACUCCAGAGAUCCAUCUCAGUCCCUUUGCUAAACCAUCCACCUUGCAGGAUCUCAUUGAGCAUGGUUACGAGGAACAGUGUGUGCUGAGCACAUAUUGGUGUCCCCUCGAGAACUCGGCAGAUGAACCUACUUCGAUUGCCAUAUCGGAAACGGCUGCCGUGGAGACUAGACUAGUAGCCGCUCACGAGACGGAAGAUUUCAUCGAGGCCUCCAUUGCCGGGUUUCAAAGUAACGGCCGCUCCCGGGAGCUGCUGGGGGCACUCGCCAGGAUUGCGACUCGACGAACGGACACGCAAUUAUUCGUCGCCCUAGUCGAUAAUGAGAUUGCCGGCUCCGCGGCUUUAGCCAGCAUCGAGACUUUGGAAGGAAGUGUGGCGCAUCUGUAUUUAGAUAGCACAUUGCCGGGCUUUCGGGGUCAAGGCGUGCAGAAAGCACUGAUCCAGGCCCGUCUUCACGAAGCCCAGCGCAGGGGUCUGUCACUCGCAACGACCAUCACUCGCGUUGGGGACGGGAGUGCACGCAAUGUGGAGCGCGCAGGGUUGCGGAUUGCGUAUGCGACCACGGUUCUCACUCGACCAGAGCUCCGAGAGGGAGACGAUGUUCGUAGCACCAGCCGUGCCCCAGAAGAAGAGGAGGAGAGAGUCAAGGAGUAG